This is a messenger RNA of Brienomyrus brachyistius, 1613 nucleotides long. RefSeq names its product ALG1 chitobiosyldiphosphodolichol beta-mannosyltransferase (gene alg1). The coding region runs from base 10 to 1443 and encodes 477 amino acids. Gene Ontology annotation, molecular function: mannosyltransferase activity. NCBI's taxonomy places the organism in Eukaryota, Metazoa, Chordata, Actinopteri, Osteoglossiformes, Mormyridae. The record is from RefSeq and is a predicted model, not a curated record. The transcript is spliced from 13 exons. Gene Ontology annotation, cellular component: endoplasmic reticulum.
GAAACAGUGAUGGCGCUGCUGUCAGCCGUCCUGCUUGUUGGCUGCGUUUCGACGUUAUGGCUCGCCGGGUUUUGCUCGGUGUGCUCGUCCGUCGCGAUCGCUUCCCUCUCAUGUGCGCUGCUUCUCUGGCUGGCCAGCCGUCCCGGGCGCUGCGUGUGCGUCCUGGUGCUGGGGGACAUCGGGCGCAGUCCGCGGAUGCAGUACCACGCCGCGUCCCUGGCCAGGCACGGCUACACCGUGUCGUUCGUCGGCUACCUCGGAACCAAACCUCACCGAGACAUCGCAGAAAAUAAGAAAAUAAAGAUCGUUCCUAUUUCCGAAAUGAGAGGGCUUGCAGUUGGGCCCAAACUCCUGCAGUAUGUUACCAAGGUGAUACAGCAGUCGAUGCAGCUGCUGUUUGUGCUGCUGAAGACUGGCGUCCACUCGCACGUGCUCCUGCAGAAUCCACCUGGCCUGCCCAGCAUUGCCAUCUGCUGGCUGGUCUGCUCCCUGACGGGCAGCAGAUUCAUCGUCGACUGGCACAACUAUGGCUACACCAUCAUGGCGCUCAGCCACGGGGACCACCACCCCAUCGUCACGGUCGCCCGAUGGUACGAGAAGUUCUUCGGGCGCCUGUCGAGCGACAAUCUCUGCGUCACCAACGGCAUGAGGGAUGACCUGCAGAGGAACUGGGGCAUUAAAGCUACGACGCUGUACGACAAGCCGCCUGCCAUGUUUCAGGAGGCCUCCCUGAAGGAGCAGCACCGGCUGUUUGUGAAGAUGAGCGAGACCCACAGCCCAUUCCAGCCCCGCGGCUGUUCUGCCGGGGACAGCGUGGAGCGGACCGCGUUCACGGAGCGUGAUCUCGCCACUGGCCGCGUGACCCGCAGUGCCAGACGGCCUGCCCUGUUGCUGAGCAGCACCAGCUGGACAGAGGAUGAAGAUUUCUCUGUUCUGCUGAAAGCUCUGGAAGAUUACGAGGCGUCGAUCAAGAGUGGGGCCACACUGCCGCCCCUUGUCUGUGUCAUCACAGGGAAGGGUCCUCAGAAGGAGCGCUACAGGAAGCUGAUCGACCAGUUAUGCUUCGCACACGUGCAGAUUUGCACGCCGUGGCUGGAAGCAGAAGAUUACCCCGUCCUCCUCGGUUCCGCUGACCUGGGCGUCUGCCUGCACACGUCCUCGAGUGGGCUGGACCUGCCCAUGAAGGUGGUGGACAUGUUCGGCUGCUGCCUCCCCGUCUGCGCCUUGCGCUUCCAGUGCCUCCAUGAGCUCGUCAAACACGAGGAGAACGGACUGGUGUUCGAGGACUCUGAGGAACUGGCACAGCAGAUUAAGGCACUGCUGUCAGAUCUCCCCAACGCACAGAGCCGGUUGGCCCGGUUCCGGAAAAAUUUACAGGAGAGCAGGCAGCAGCGGUGGGACGAGAGCUGGGACCAGACGGUGCUUCCCAUCCUUGCCAGCUGAAGACCCCCCCCCCCAUCCUAAGACAGGGGUUAAAAUCAGAAGGACUUGCAGUGACAGGAACCAGCACUGGGGGCCACCUCCAGCCCAGUAAAAGAUCAGCAUUCCACAGGAAAUAAACUUGAAUGUAUAAAAUGUAAAUAAAUACUUUAUUACACAUUUGGCUUCAUAAA